Paramuricea clavata is the source of this 18040-nucleotide messenger RNA. NCBI's taxonomy places the organism in Eukaryota, Metazoa, Cnidaria, Anthozoa, Malacalcyonacea, Plexauridae. The record is from the annotation of a GenBank genome assembly.
UCUGGUACUGUGCGUAACGGCACCCUGCAAAAACAUACAAUGAUAAACAGGUAAAUUAAAUGUUGAUGUAACGACUCGUCCUUAUAGAGGGCACUCAGAGGGUGCAUAUCUAUGCCACUGAAUUAAGGUAAGUAACUUGCAUAAACUUAUGCACUGCCUAGUUACUUAUUCCAUGUUCUUUAAUUUAACCGGGAAAGCAAGACAAAUGUGGUUAAUUUCUGCGAGGGGUAAAUUUCUCUGAAAUCUUCGUACACUUCGCCAACUGAUCCCAAAAGAUCUUUUAAGAAUCCCAAAAUCUUACCAAUUUUAAUAAAAUCCCAGCAUUGCGAAAUCCGAAAAAAAUCCCAUGAUAUAAUCUGUAAAUAUUUCAGAAAAUACUCGGAAAAGACCAAUAAAAACAUCAAGAUCAUUGCAAAGUCGAUAAAUGCCAUCAAGUUUUGAAAAAUGUCCCACGGAAAUAUCCUAUUUAAACCCUUCAAUUCUAUUCCAUCAUAUUUAAUAGAGGAGAUGGUUUGAAAACUCGUUAGCAUUACAAUAAAAUCACAAUAAACCUCAUUAUCUAUGUUGUUCAGGUUUAUGCAAAAAUGUGGUCUUUCAUCGUCACGUGUGUAUUGUAUUUUUCUCAAGUCAACCAAUAGGAAUGUUCAAAAUGUUCUAUUGUUAAAGUUAUGGAUGGGCAAUUGGACAAAACCGUUGCUAUUGGCUGGUUGAGCAAAAAUACAAUACGCACGUGCGAUGAAAGACCACAUUUUUGCACGUAGAUAGUGAGGUUUAUUGUAAUGCUAAUGAGUUUCCAAACCAUCUCCUCUAUUAAAUAUGAUUCCAUGAACUCGUAAUCUUCAUGUUCACUGAUCCAUGAACACUUCGUGUAAAAAAAUUUUAUCACAUGAGGAUCGGGAGAAAAAUGGCGACAAACACGUGUUUGGCUACGUUUUGCAUAUUUAUUCGCUUAUUUUACUUAUGAUUGUUUAUAUAAAGUUCUGUUUUUAUGAAAGCAUUAUUGGAAAAAGUUCAGCGACAAAAAAACGGGGAAAAUAUUUAGGAAAAGUCAUUAAAAAAAAUCCAAAAAUCCCUGACAAUUUGGCAAAAAAAUCUCUGAAUCCCAAAAAAAAUUGCAGGGAUUUUUUAAUCCCAAGAAUCUUCGUACGCUUUUUUUAGAGUAAUUUUCUGAUCCAAUUUCAUUCCGGUAAUAUCUCCAGCAGAUGAAUAGAUAGCUGGAAAUCGUAAAACCUGAUCGUGAAACCAUAUAUUACGCAUAACUAGGGUAAACUGCAAGGUAGGGAUUUCUGCGGGCAUUAAGUGCAAAAAGAACUAAAUAGUGCAAACUAUAUAAAGCACAAUUAUUGGUCGCAGCGAGCCAGCGACUGGUGAGCACUGUGGCCGGAGCUUAAGAAUACGGAAUCGAUUCAUGCCAUAAGUGUACUGUAACUGAGAAAAAGCAAGCCAAUUGUUGCCAAGACUAGGGGUUAAAGGGCGAUCACAGGUGACAGAUUUAUCAAACCUGUGCGUCUCAUUGAAUACUUGCAUACUAUAUAUAAUAAAGCAUAAGCAAGAAUAUAUAUUUUCAAGGCCAAGUGGAAUCUGUUCAAUUACGCGCUGCUUAAGUACGCGUAUAAAAUACAAACGACAAAGCAUUCUUAAGACAUACAGGUAAAUUAUACAGGGUCAGGGUGUAUAAAAAAAGUACACAGUUGGAAAAAGUUCACUAAAGACAUUUUUGAAAACUUUCAGUAAGCCAUUGUAUUUUAAUUAACGUUCUCUGGUACAUCUAACUCUAAAAUUAUUUAAAAUGCUAGCGUUUUUAAAGUAGGAAAGCUAUUACUAAAUAAAACCCCCAAAAGUCCUUGCGAAAAAACAUUUUCCAUCGGACAGAUGUAAUUCAAUCACACAGAGUUAAAAUAUAGACAGUCUUGCACAAGCUAUCAAAGUUUCAAGAAAUUUGGUGCACGCGUAUAGGCCAACGCGAGGUCUUCAAAACCUGGAUUUUCUCGAUUAACGCGAUUUCUUCGCAUAGUUUCAAAUUAAUUUUAUGUAUGCUCGGAUGUUUGCAUAAAUUACAGUACGAAAUUCGCAAGCCAAUUCCCAAAGGUCUUUUCACAAAAUUAUUUACAUGCAGUGUUUAUUUACAAACAAAAUCAAUCUUCAACAUAGGAGGGCACAGUCAUUAAAGAUUGAUUAUAAUUGUAAAUAAACACUGCAUGUCAAUAAUAUUGUAAAUAAACCCUGUUAAUAACUCCAGAACCUUUGGGAAUUGGUUGCGAAUUUCGUACUGUAAUUUGUGCAAACAUCCGAGCAUGCAUAAAAUUAAUUUGAAAUCGUGCAAAGAAAUCGCGUUUAAACUAACAAACUUUGAUUGCUUGUGCAAGACAGCCCAUAUUUUGACUCUUUGUGAUUGAAUUUUGUGUCCGAUAAAAAUUUUUUGCGCAAGGGCAGGGCCUUUUUUGUUUUUUUUAUUUUUUUAUUUAUUUAUUUAUUUAUUAAACUUUGCCAAAAAUACUUAACAGAACAGCAAAUAGACAUCUAGACAAUAAACAUGGACAAAAAUGGCAGGGACACCACAACAGUGUAAACCAAUUAUUGUGGGCCCUAUACAAAAAUACACAUACAGUACAGAAUAUAUAACAUACAGUACAUGGACAGGAGACUAAAAACAAUAAGUUAGUUCAGAACGUAAGUAACGACUAGUGUUACACUUCAGACAUAUAGUCUUCCAUGUCCUCGGAUCUUCUUCGUCGAAGCAUUCUCUCAGGGCUGUCAGGUAGUAAGUUUGUAAAUCGGUUUUGUAUUGCCUAAUAUUGAUGUCAGGAGAUCUUAGUGUAGUUGGUAAAGAGUUCCAAGUUCUGGAUGCAAGAAUAAAGAAGGAGCGUUGGUAGGUAGAGGUUUUGCAUUUGGCCGGACGGAAGGAGAUUUGGUUGCCACUGGAGGAUCUGGUCGUUCUGGUUUGGGACAUGACUUCGGGGAGGACGUCAUGGGACACGUCGUUCACCGCUUUGAAAAAGAACACGAGAUCCAAGUAUUCAUGCCAGUAAGAUAGCGGUAAGAGGCCCAAACUGGCAAGUCGUUCCCGAUAAGUCUCACUGCACAAGUACGGAAGGUUUAAAAUGUACUUCGUUGCUCUUCUUUGGACCCGUUCCUUCCGUUGGAUGAGGGUCACGGUUUUAGGCGACCAAACCUGGCUCGAGUAACCAAAAACCGACCGAACCAAAGACAGGUACAGAGUCCGGCGGGUCCUCGCGUCGCUUAUUUCCCCCAGAACAUCGCUUUAUAAAUCCAAGGAGUUUGUUGGCCCGGGUACACCGGUCUAAAAUGUGUUUAGACCAGGUUAGAUCGCUCGCAAUCCAAAUUCCCAGAUCGUUCUCAGCUGGUAUAAGUGCAAGUUCUUUGCCUUUGAUGCUAUAUAGAUGAUGGAUUGGUUGACUACGUCUGGUAAUGCUAAUACUUUUGCAUUUUCCUUCGUUAAACACGAGAGCGUUUGACGUGGACCAGGAUUGAAGGUUAUUGAUGUCGCCCUGGAGUAACAUAGCAUCGGUGAUGGAGUCAACUCUACGGAAGAUUUUGGUGUCAUCUGCAAAACACGCAACUGUCGAGUUCGUCACAGCGUCUGUUAAGUCAUUCAUAUACAGGAGGAAGAGUAUUGGUCCUAAGAUACUGCCUUGCGGAACACCAGAGCACACUGGUUUUUUGGAAGAAGUAGCGCCAAGAGUUGUGAGGCGCUGUUGGCGGUCAUGUACAUACGAUGUGAACCAUUGGAGAAGAGAUCCGCCAAUGUUAUACUGUUGGAGUUUGUUUAUCAGAGCUGUAUGGCUGACCUUGUCAAAAGCCUUUGACAUGUCCAUGAAGAUUAUAUCGGUUUGUUUGCCAGAGUCUAAAAUGGAUCCAAUAUGUAGUGUAAAACUUCGACUAGCUGGGUUGUGCAUGACCUUACCUUCCAGGAAUGAAACCAUGUUGAGUGGAGUUAGGCGCAUUUACCACAUGAUAUACACAGUAAGAAACCAAAACCAAUCUACUCUCACUACACUACACUACACUACACUACACUACACUACACUACACUACACUACACACUAGUCAAAGCACGUGAAAUCGGGUGGAUAAAGCACGUGGAAUCGGGUGGAUGUGUAUUGCGCACAACAACUGAGCACGACCACAAUGCAACGCGCUAGCAAAAUGUACUGAACAGAAACCUCUCUGCACAAAUUAGGCUGCUUCAUCGCUCGCUCGCUUCAGGCUCGCUCGCUCCGCAGCAAUAACAUGCCUAACAUAUAUAUUUGAAAAAUAUAAAGAAUAAACGUUAAACAGUCACUUCGCAUACUUUGUGCUUGGAAAAUAUAGUUGUUUUUCUUACUAAUUACUAUGUACGUAUUGCAUGCAUGUAUUUGUAGUGUUUUUGAUAUUUUUAGUAAUAUCCUGUUGACAGACAAACACAUGACACAUACAGUAUAUACAUACAAAAAGCCAGCGCGGCAGGCUCUUCUAGGGGAGGGAAUAGGGGAUUCAAAGUCAUGCACAUGAAGAAACUAUGGUUUUCCAUUCGGUAAUUGAUUCAAGCAGCUCAGCACAACUACAGUAUAUACAUACAAAAAGCCAGCGCGGCAGGCUCUUCUAGGGAGGGAACAGGGGGAUUCAAAGUCAUGCACAUGAAGAAACUAUGGCUUUCCAUUCGGUAAUUGAUUCAAGCAGCUCAGCACAAACCUCGCAACAUCCACAGACCUUUAGUGCCAUGGAUCAUGAAAACACUGGAUACAAAACUCAUGAUAUUUUUAGCGUGUUGAGGCGUCUCAACAUUAUUGAAAAUUAUGACAUUACUAAGUUAAAAAUAAUUUAACGUUUAGCAAUAUCAUAAUGCGAAGUAAUGCGAAUAUCUAAAUAUUGUUGGUCAUUUUAACAUACCAAGCAUACCAAGCAAGCAGUUUAGGCCUGUUUCAAACGUCGCGCUUCUCAUGUGCCGCUAUGCAAAUAUUUUCGUAUUCAUUGACUGUGAAAACAAUCAAUUUCUAAAGAAAUUAAUACUGAUAAUAAUUUUGAAUUUGCAUAGCGGGACUAAAUUGUCGGGCUGGCUACGCCACUGCUUGUAUUUGAAAUAAAUAAAGGAAAAAACGCACAAAAAGUAAAAAAAUAUUAACCAUCAUUUAUAAUUAGAGGAGGAUAGCAAUGGUCACGUGUGUGGGGGUGUACUCCCCCAGAAAAUAUUUGAAAUUUGAAGCACGGAAAUGCCAUUUCCUGCAUUCUGAGCAUCCAAAUUUGCUCUAAAAUUUGUGUUGACUAUACUUGUAUUUGAAAUAAAAGAAGGAAAAAAUGCACAAAAAGUAAAAAAGAAUAUUAACCGUAAUUUAUCAUUACUUAUUAGAGGGAUAAUCCCCAGAAAAUUUUAGAAAUUUGAAACCCGGAAAUGCUAUUUCCUGCAUUCUGAGCAUCCAAAAAAUAAUAAAAUUAUUAACAAUAAUUUAUCAUCACUUAGUGGUAGAAAAACGUAACAAUUUAAAUCGAUUUUGUUAAAUAAGGACAAAGGAUAAAGCCUAAAACUUACUUUCCGUUUAUCUAUUUGUUAAUCUUCGCUGGUUUGUUUGAAUAAUUUUAGGGAAAAGGGACUUUUCCUGGGGGGGAGGGGCAAGAUGUGAUUUCAUGGGGGGGGCAGCUUGUAUGUUAAAAAGGCCUGUUUUUUCCCCUUUAUUGGACCUUCGUAAUUGAACAUCUUUGCCCAUCUAGUCAAAUAAAGGCAAUUUUUCCGAUCAUAUUUCUGUCACCCAAUAUAUGUAGUACAUCCAAGAAAAUAAUGAGUGACGCCGGAGUACCGAUAAUCGAAGGUUACCACGGUGAAGACCAAUCAGAUGAAAGACUGAGAUCAGAAGCUGAAAGGAUUGGGUAAGAUUAUACUAAAUGCUGCUAAAAAUUUCGAAGACGAAUAUCGUUCUCAUCUCUAUUUUCGCAAAAUUUUGCUUUUCGUUUAUAACAUGAUAUUUUGUUGGUGUAAUAUUUUUCCAACAGUUGGUAGGUUUCUGUAAGUGACAUGGGAUUGCAGUCAGCUUCAGAAUUAUUCACAUUAUCUGUUUGCCAUAUAGAAUACAACCAAAUAUCUGUUGUACGUGGAACAUCUAAUGUAUUGUAGAACUCGAUGUUGGAGGGAUUUUGUAGAUAUAAUAUAUAGUGUAAAUUUUAUACAUAGCCAGCCUAGAGCAGCUGCAAAAACUUCGAGUAUUGCCCCUCUGGCAGGAUUCGAACCUGAGGCCCUGCGAUUCUGGUGUAGCGUUCCAACCAACUGAGCUACAGUUCUAAACGCAAGUUCAUGUAAUUAAAGGGCAUCUCACUCGAUACCUCCAAUAUUUAUACUACCCACUGAGAUGCCCAAAACCCUGAUAUUGUAAAACUCGCCUAUAUUGAGCACAAGAUGAUGUGGUAUGUCCUUCUAUUGUCCAUUUCUAGAUAUCCAGUGAUGUUAAAAGCUGUGAGAGGUGGAGGAGGAAAGGUAAUAUAUUGAUCUAACGCGAUCUGUUAGUCCGCAACUAUUACUCUAUCUUUAUGAUAUCGAACACUUUCUAGCAUUCUGCGAACCAAAACGCAUUUCAUCGAUUAUAACCAUGCGACUGAAAGUGAAUAUUUAACACUCAUUGACUGGGACGCAGGUAAACAGUAGGUUUGUCCCUUUGUGAACACUCUAUUUCCCGAAAGUCCCAGUCAAUAAGUAUUUUUAUUAUUAUAUUCCAAGUGUCAAAGAGAAAACAAAAAAGAAACAAAGAAACGCGAAACUUGCAUAAUUUUUGCUUUAUAAACCAACGAUUUUAUUAUUCACAGGUGAAUAAAAGUAAUGUCCACCGGUCAGUGCUGUUGUCACGUGAUACGCUCUCGUCCAAUGAGUUGCAAGAAAACAUGAAGUUUGACACUUGGUAUAUAAUAAUGAUUUUUAAUGCCUAAAUGGACCCGGUAACCUCACAUGAGAUAGCGCUCACAUACUAAGCUUCCUUAGUUGUGGUUUAAUACGGAAGUUAUGACCAUUUUACCGAUUUCGAUUAUUCAUCUGAAUUAGGGUAUGAGAACUGUUUGGAAGGCGGAGGAAUUUGAUGAAGCGUUGGAAUCAGCCAGAAGAGAAUCAAUGAAAUCAUUUAAUGAUGAUAACAUGCUCGUGGAAAAAUUUGUAGAAUCACCCAGGUAAACAUGUCGUGAGAUAUGGCGCGCGAAUAUUAAAAGCACGUGCGCGAGGUAAACAUUUUCGAUUAAUAUUUAAGAGAAAACAUUGACCUUUCAAUGUUGGCACGAAUGUCAUUUUUUCAUCAGGGACUUUUUGUCCACGUGAGAUCAACGCCUUUUUGUCCACGUUCUAAGUUGUUUACAAGUUGAUAACAACAAGCUCGUAGCAACUCGUUAUGAACAGCCUGUAUUAGUCUUGUUGGAACAACUUGUAGCAACACUGUUACCGUCAUACUUUGUAACAAGGUAAUAACAACUUGUUCCAGACAACAUCUGGGAACAUACAGUGCGAACACAUACAACUUAUUUGCAGAUCUGCAACAACUUGCGCGUGUGUAGGUGUCUAGUAACCCACCACUGGUUAUCCACGUGACUUGCAUAGCGUCAGCAUAAUGGAAACGGCCUUAAUGAUGAAUGAAUUAAACCAUGCCAUGCACAGACCAAAGAGAAUACUCGUUACUACCACACUGAAAAGCACUAUUUCAACCUCGUUUUAGUAUUUUGAAUUAUAAACAUCUUAUAAAUUCCAGACAUGUCGAAGUGCAAGUGUUUGCAGACACGUCAGGAAACACAGUGUAUUUAUUUGAACGAGACUGUAGUGUACAGAGACGUCAUCAAAAGAUUAUUGAAGAAGCUCCAGCACCAGGGAUCUCACCCGAGGUACGCAGGAAACUGGGGGAAGCUGCUGUGAGAGCCGCAAAGGCUGUCGGGUAUACUGGCGCAGGUAUGGUUAUACAAGUUUUCACGCUGAUUCGAACAGUAGUAUUUUUGUCCUUGUUUGACGCAUAAAACCGAUAAAGCCUAGCAAGUAGUCGAUCUUGAAAGUACAAGAUUAAUAAUAAUUAAUUAAUAAAUUCCGAGCACGUGCAAGGAAUUUUUAGUAGGCGAUUAAGGAAACGUAUUGAUGCGAACACACUAACAAACGGACAAACAAACGGACAAACUCACAGGCAGAAUAUAAUGCGGUGCCAAACUUGGGCACCGCAAUAGAAUAACAUACUUGGCAAAUGUUAACGAUGCCACUUCACUUUGGCCUAAAACUAAUUCAGUUAUUUUCUCUAUUACAUAUUACAUAGUCUCUUAUCAUGACUUCAACCUGUUUUCCAAUUCAACCGUAUCGGCACGUUUUCUUUUGAGUGUCAUUCUGCUUUAGUGCUCCCAAAACGAAGGAAAACCCUGCGUUUUGUUACGAAGCGUUUGGAACGGAGUGCAAGCUUUGGAAAUUUGUUGUCAAAACAGGGCUCGAAAUAACGGCCGAUCAACGAUCAAUGAUCGGCAUGAAAUUGUUUUUGAUCGGUGAAGAAUCGACGUUGCCGUUCACCUUGAUCGGCAAGAAAUAUAUUUGAGCAUUGUCUAAAAGACAUGCUUACCUGUACACAGUAAAAGACAAAUAAAAGUAAACAUAAAACACAUUUAAAAACACGCGAAAAGCUCUUGUUUAGUUGAUACGAGUCAUACGACAGGAAAGGCAGCAAUACUAUUCUCGCUCUAAAGUAAUUAAUUUACUUUUAUUAAAACAAAUUUACACGAAAUAUUGUCGUCUUUUCAACAGUACAGUCUGCAAUCCGAACCGCUGAUGACGAACGUAUCUUUGUAUAAUAAUUUCAAAUUGAUAGGAUUUUUUGAGUAGGAUUUUUUAUUUUUGGUAGGAUUUUCUCUUUUAAUAUAAAAUAAUAAGUUUUAGUUCUUAAUUGAUAAUGCUGCUGUGUUUCUUGCUUUUGUGUGAAAAAAUGCAAUGGUAUAAUUAAAACUUGAAAAGUGUUAUAAUAAAAUAAAGUUUAUUAAGCACUAGUUAAAUAUAGUUACACUAUUAGUAGUGUAUAUAUAAGUCCACAAAUGUCAUAGAUCUAAACUUCAAUUUGAAAUAAAGUUAAACUUCAAAUUUAUUCAAUGCCCACUGGCAUAUUUAGAAUUUUUUUAAGGAAAUGAGGGUAAAUGCUCCUGAUCGGCCAGAUUUUUAUUUGAUCGGCAAAAAGUCCUCAUUGCCGAUCACCAUGAUCGGGAAGGUUGCGAACGUUAUUUCGAGCCCUGUCAAAAUGAAUUUUUUGGCCGUUUAGGUACUGUAGAAUUUAUAAUGGACAAAAACCACGACUUUUAUUUCAUGGAAAUGAACACGAGACUGCAAGUAGAGCAUCCUGUGACAGAAAUGAUAACUGGACUGGAUCUUGUAGAGUGGCAGUUGAGAGUUGCGGCUGGGGAGACUUUACCACUUCAUCAAUCUGAUAUUGAUUUUAAUGGCUAUUCUUUUGAAGCAAGGAUAUACGCUGAAGAUCCUGAUAAGUAAGGCAACAGUAAUCAGCUUCGUUUUUGUAGGGGCGCUUUCCAUUAACACGGCCAGACCGGUCAGAACAGGUGAAAUUGUUGAAUGGAACACAAAACGUUUGGGCAUCGGGCGGGACUCGGACCGAUCUGACCGGAAGAUCUGGAUCAAAUUAGAUGGAAGUCAGACAUGCAUUUUCGCUAGUUAUUUGAGAAACAUAGCCCAGAUCUUCCCAUUAAUACAGGCACCAGGGUGUUAGCCAGCCAGGCGGCCGUCCGACCGUCCUAUGGACGGCCACUUCUGAAUUCGGACGCCUAAAUUUUAAUGGACGGCCUAAGGGAAUAUUUUCUUUAAAUAGCAAUUUACAAGCUUUGUAAUAUUUCUUGAAUACUUCGAAUUGUUGUCAUCUGCUGUUUACUUUACUUAUGGUAUAUGUUUUCAUACUUUUCCCCCUCGAAAUCCCGUUGAAUACGGCUGACUUGAAGUACCAACAAACACGCCAUGUUUCUGUAACCAUGUUGAUGAUUCUCGCAUGAAGUAUCAAGGAGAAUAAUUUGAAACCGCCGUUUUAAAAAACAGCAAUCGCUUUAUCGCUCGAGCGCCACUUGCUUAAUACUUACAGUUACGGUAAAGAUGGCUUUAAAAUGAGCCAAACGCAUAAAAAAGGGGGAAAAUAUCGGCGAUUAACUAAACAUUACACUGCUGCGUUGUGUUCUCAUUAUAUACUGUACAUCGUAGUGAUCAUAUACGGUUCAUACCAUACGUGUGCUUUUACAAUGAAUAACUGAAAUGUGCAUCUAAAAGUAAAAAGGUUCAACGAAUAGAACACCACAAUUCCACAACAAAAAAUUGCGGCCACGCCCAAAAACAUGUGACCACGCCCACAAAAUUAUUCUGGACGGCCACUUUUGAAAUCCUGGCUAACACCCUGACAGGCACUAGCAACACGUUCCUUGAGAGUUUGCAUGGCGAAUAAUAAGAAAACUGAUAGAAACUAGCAAGUUGGUACAAGCUUAAAUUAUUGUUAAACGGCACUAUAGAGAAUUUUAAACUUAAAAUUUAACGAAUAUAUUAAGAAUAGUGCAUGGAGCGCCCUAAUUAGUUUGUUUUUGAUGAGCCAUGGCCGAAAUGUCUCAACUUCAGACCUUUAAAUAUCGUUUCGUUAUUCCAUCUCAAAUUCUCGAAUCGCAGUCAGUUUGAAAUGAAUCUAAUCGAUGAACAUUUUACUCUAUUUCUCGUGUUGAAAUUUACAUUUAAAUUGCAUUGCAGUUACUGUUUCACCUUGUAACACACUCUUAAUUUGCAACGUUCCCACUCGCUGCGUCCCUGACUGCAGUAAUUAAUAGGUAUCGGCCAGGGGUUUUGGGUAUACAGUAUUUAAUAGGCUUUUAAUUUAGAUAUACAGUAUAUUUACGAAACGAAAUUGAAAUUAUGGAUAUUUGGUAUAUUUAGAUUUUGUAAAUUUUUGGUAUAAAGUUUACAAAAGUUGUUUUAAGCGUCUUUUCGGGUAUUUUUUGACGAUUUUUAUGAGGUAUUUGGUAUACCCCCUUGCAGAUCCCAAAUAAUAUACUGUGCCUAUACCUAGCUGUUGUUAUAUUUCAGUGACUUUCUUCCUGGUGCUGGUCCUUUAGUUCAUCUUACGACACCUCCUCCAUCAGAAGAUGUGAGGAUAGAAACAGGAGUUGUACAAGGUUAGAAAGAAAUUAAACAUAAAACCUCUUUAUUCCAGUCGUUGAUCAAUAUUAAAUAUAGAUUCAAUCAAUUGAAUAUACUAGACAACAGCAAUAAAAUAUAAUUUUGUCGCAUUUAGAAAAAAAAAUUCAAAAUAUAGACCUUUUGCCCCAAUUAACCAUUGGAAAAAAUGCUUUUAAUUAAAGAAACUGGAGUUCAUUAUUGUCUCUACUGAGUAGCGGUUCAUUUCAAGCAUCAAAAACAUUCACCUGAGUACAUAACAUUAAAACACACAAAAAUAUUGUCCUCUAGAUGUUGUGCAUGAGCUCAUUUUAAGGUCAUCUGCAAGUGGUCUACAUAUUGUAAACUAUUUGCGAAAGUUUUGUAUGGUAUAGAAAAUAUUCACAUUCUGUGAACCACUGCAUGAUUCCGAAAUUCGGACUGGAUAGAGCAUCCACUAUGUUUGAUAAAUAAAGCCAAUGGUGGCCAUAUUGGUGUGAGCGCCGCAAAUCUGCAGUGGUGAACAGGGUGGUGUUGUUGACAUGUUAGAAGAGGUUCCUAAAGUUUCUCGUGAUUGUUAGGAAUAAAAAAUUUGAGAGAAAUUCGGUAUUAGUCUCUUCCUUCUGAAAUUUGCCAGUGAAUCAUUAAUGACGUCACUCCAACAUGGCUGCCCCAAGUCUCAUGACAUAGACAGAUUUAGAUCGAGGACGCGGACGUCAAAGACGACGUGAAAUGGCGUCAAAAUGGCCAUACAUGGACACAACAUGCACGGGCACAUUUUCACGUCAUCUUUGACGUCCGCGUCCUCGAUCUAACUAUGUCUAAUAUCUGUUAUGUAAAACGAUCUAAAACUAAUUAGAAUGGGUGUGGGAAGAAGAUACCCACUUGUUAGUAUAUCUAAUUUAAACACGUAACAAUUUGAUUCGUAAAGAAUAUAUCAAUAAAAUCUUCCUCCAACCAAAUAAAUAUAAACGUUACUUGAUACAUGGUUUGGUUGGGGAACUAGUUUCAAUGCAUUUUGUAAUUAUUUUUAGUCAGUAAAAGAUAUGUUAAGUCUUUGUUCAUUUUUCUGGUAUUUUAAGGUGACGACGUUUCUGUCCAUUAUGAUCCUAUGAUCGCGAAACUUGUUGUUUGGUGUAAAGAUCGACCAUCAGCAUUACGAUUAUUAAGAGAUUCACUGCGAAAAUAUAACGUACGUAUUCUGAUAGAUUCAUGUUGAUAUUCUAAUAAUUUAAAACCAAUUCAUAACAUAUUAUCAAUGGUAUCAUGCAUAAUGAUGCUGGAAUUAAUACGUUCUGGAAAUAAUAGCGACGUUCAGAUUUGACUACCGCUAUACCACUACUUCUCACUGACUGAGUACGCAUUGCUUAGCGGUAUAUUGGAAGUCAAACCUGAACCUCUCAACCAAUGAAAUGAAAUAACAUGCCGCUAAACCAGAAGUUGGCGAUAAAAAUCGCAGCCGAAGUCGCCCGUCUAAACAGUCCUUCACAGUAUUAACUCUGAGUCAGUAAAUACUUGUUAAAUUAUACUCAUUAAAUCAGCCUGACGAGAUUCUAUUAGUUUUUGUGAUACUGAUGUAGACAUUUAAACUAUUUGUAGAUUGUUGGUCUUAGUACCAAUUUAGAUUUUCUAAUAAAUCUUUCAAGUCAUACGGAAUUUCAGAAAGGAAAUGUCAAUACAGAUUUUAUACAGGUAUGACUUGUAUCGUGACUUGUAUAUCAAUCCAGUUUUAUGGAUCAGUGUGCAUGAGAUCCAAAUCGUCCAAUGUAUAUAUAAGAUUGAUAAAAGUGUGUGUAAAAUAGUAUUUAAUGUUUUUUGAUGAUCCACUAUAUUUCAACUUUUCAUUUUCAGGAUUAUUAUAAAGAAUUAUUUCCAGAAAAGAAAUCGUUAUCUUCAGAUUUAUUGGCGAGGGCGUCUAUUUCGUUAGUUUUAUUGGAUAUAAAUAGAAAUACCCACAAAAGUUCUGUUGGUAUGUUUACUUGUUUAUUUGCUGAGUUGUAUGACAGAAUUAUACUUUGGAUACAACGGAGCCACUGCAUGUUUAUAAAACAUGACAAGAAUAUGUGACUCAAAGAAUGUUGUGUUCUGGCCGAAAAAAUCAAUUUGUUCAAUACAUAUACGUUAGUUCACGUUUUCGCAUAAAUCCCGAGAACACUCACAAAAAUUUGCAGAACUGCCACGUGUCCCGCAUUUAGUGUGAAAAUCACACAUUUCAAUUUUGGUCGCGCACACAUGUCGAAAAUUGCCUUCAAAUCACGCAUUUUCAAAAUUUCAAAAUAAUUUAAGACUUAAAGAUUUUUUUCCUCAGAAGUCAGAAGAUCACCUGUAUCUUCUUCAGUUGUGUGAAAGACAUUUUACAGCUCUUCGGCACAUAUUUUAGUCUAAUUUAAUCAAUGAGUAUAUUGCCAAUUCUGUCGUGGGGGAACUUUGGUCAAAUCUGACAUGUUGUUAUUAGCUUUGUGAUAAAAUAUGGCAGUAAUGCUCCAAGCUGUGAGGUGUCGCACAUUCCUAUCUUCCGAAUUUGACUGAUCUGUUUGUCAGCAAUCCCUAAAGGCAAAAUAAGUAUUCAUGAGAGACACUAAAACAGUGGUGUAAAUUCUGUCUGAGAUUUGUGGGGGGAGCCUUGGUCAAAUAUUAGCAAUUCUGUAAGAGAAGCACGUUUUGUGAUCAAAUAUGGCAGUAAUGUUCCAAGCUGGGAGGUGUCGCACAUUCCUAUCUUCCGAACUUGGUAGGUCUGACUUUGGUACCGUGGUUAAGCAUUACUUGCGCAUAGGAUGAGAUUAAGGAUUAUACGAUUGUGAAAGACUGAUUUAAAAUAAGUGUUAGGGUGACCAUCAAAGUUAAGAUGAAUCACUGAAUUAGAGUUAGAACUAAGGGGUAGAAUUGGGUUAGAAUUAGUUUCAAGGUACAACGUCUUUAAAUUGGAGAAAAUUUAUAUAGAAAUUGAGUCCUGCGUGUAUUUAUUUUCAGAUAAGUUUUCACCAUGGAGUUCAUCAUCAAGCUUUCGAGUAAAUAGUAAUUUAUCAAGAAAACUGGUUCUGAAUGACGGAGAUUCAGGUGCGAAUGUGAAAUUUCUUUACACACUAAAACAUAUGUGAUAAACAAGGACUAUAACGAGUAGGAAGUAUGGUAACCUUACAACUUUGUGAAUGAGUUAACAUCCAUUGACUCCAUUGCUUCGUCUGUAGAAAACCUUUCUCCAGCUGCAUGGAGGAGGUCUUUUGAGCAACUACCCCAUGACCCAUGGACUAUUCUUGGAUUUCAAUCACGUGAUAUUUCUGCUCGAGUGGGGGUCAAUCAUUGGACUGAGGUCAACUAAAACAACAAAUAAACAAAAUGGCUGUCAACGCAUCUUUUGUGAAUGAGUUCUCCGACCAUUGUGUAUAAAAGCCACUAUAAAACAAUAUAAACAAUUUAAAACAAUAUAAACAAUAUAAAACAAUAUAAACAAUAUAAAAGCCGUCCUUGACCCCCACGUGACGUACAAGUCACGUGUGUUUAUUAGUCGCGCGUGCACACCAAGAAAAUUGAAUGUGAGGCUAGCGAGGGCUGAAGCGGACUGAAAACUGUCAAGCAGGACUGCUAUGGCGCAUGUUCAAAAAUGUUCGCUCGUCCCACGCAGGCAAAGCGACAGUAAUGGAAAACGGCAUUUAUUGUCAGUAAUUACUUUGUUUACAUUUCAGAUGUUGAAAUUUCGUUACGCUUUGAAGAUGACGGUCAUUAUAAAAUUCAGGUAUGAAAGAGAAUGAAUAUUUAAAGUUGCUAUAUGUCUGCAUGGUUGUAGAACUGGGAACGAAAAUACAAUUUCAGAAUUUUCUGUACAGUCUAGCUGGCUAAAACUAAAGUUAUAAGUAUCACUUUAAAGCCUUUUUGUGUAUGUAAAUGGUCUCUGUUGUUAAUUGGACACAAUUACAAGGUCGAAGAAGAGGAUUCAUACGUACACCUCUCUCUUCCGCAGAGCCACUUUAAGCAUUAGAAAGAACUUACCGUUAUAGCGCACUUUUCCCUCAGCCGAAACUUCAUGUAAGCAUCUGCUGUGGAAACAGUGCAUACGCAUAAGAUAUAUAAUAUGCGACUAUCACAGAUCUGGUAAGACAACGAAAUUCUUCCAAAUUCAAUUAUUUUAAUGUGAAGCACAUAAAGUCAAUUGUGACAUUUAACAAUUGUCCUACAAGCUCGAGUCGCGAUGACGGUUUUAUAAUAAAUAUAUACUAGACUCUUCUGUAUGGCACACAACUUGCCGUAGAACAUUCAAAUGUCUUUGUAAUGUUGUUUAAAAUGAAAUGAUUUUAUAACUUUACUGAAAACUUGACAUUUCCAAGGCCCCUUAAAUAUCAUAACUACACUUCCCGCGAAUGUUUUUUUUUCUGCAAUAUUUAUUGGGUACAUUACAUAUAUAUAAUUAUAUAUAUUAUUAGAUUGGUGAAGAUGUUUUACAUGGUCAUGGAAGUUUAGAGAUUGAUGGUUCUCAGAAAACUGUCACAGUAACGAUUGAUGGUGUUAUUUCAAAAUUGUCUGUCGUAGAAAAUGAUGGUACUUUACAUUUAUUCUCUUCGGUAAGACGUUCUGCAUGCCGGUAUCUCAUUCCAUUUUGUCAUCUGCUAUACUCACAUGGGAAUGUAGUUGUUAGUAAUAAUCAUCACACUCGUCUUCUUUGAUUUCGUAAAGAUUGUGAACAUUUCAUUUAGUAUUUUUUUAAUUUUUUCAUUUUGUGCCCAAAGACAAGAUCUUUUUGUUUCCUGAAAAUAUGAAACGAAUCUCUCAUUUCAUUCUUAUAUCUUGACGUGAUAUUCAUGUAAUUCGUGACUUUGGUACAGUGAUACGUUAUAGAUCGUUACAGGGGACAAACUAUUCGAUUAUACAUACAUACGUUAUAGUUUGUUUCAAGAUUUUUUGGUACGUUUGUGCCGUUCUCCCCUGUAACAAAUCCAUCACUAUUUGGAACAACCCACAACUGUAUCUGUUAUGAAGAUGAUUCUCUUAUGAAUUAAUCUCUAUGUGUCCAUUGCUUUUUCAAUGCUUCAAAUAUUAAAUCUUAUAAUGACUGUAAAAUAUUAAAAUAUUAAAGUAUUAAAGGAUGAAAGGAAAUAUCAUAUAUUAUUUGUAGGAAGGACAUUAUAAAGUUCAGAGAAUCGUCCCUGAUUUUAUAAAAAGUAAAUCUGAAGCCAUGAAUCUUGGUGAUGCAGUAGCACCAAUGACUGGAACUAUUGUCAAGGUUUGUCAUAUUAAAUAAAUACAGAGCAUGAACCUUAGAUUUACUUACCCCAAUCAGAGGGGAGUACACUAUCGUGUCAAUUCCAGCCUCGUGCCCUUUACAUGCAUGCAUGCAUGCAUGCCAUCUGCUAAUACCAGAGAGACAGACUAUUUCUUUUUUUGAAGGGCAUGCAUGCAUUUCCCUAGACUUGAAUUGGCACAAUAUAGGCGUUGUUUGGGGAAGAUAUUAUAAAGUACUGAAAGUCGUUAUCUUGUAAUGUAGGUGAACGUUGAAAAUGGACAAACUGCGAAAGAAGGCGAGGUCAUUAUGAUCAUCGAAGCAAUGAAAAUGGAAGUAAGUUUCAAAUUUUGACCUUCAUAAUCAAAGGUUAACUUAAAUGUUUGUGUAUUUCAUAAAGUUUCGAUUCCUCCCAUGUUUAGUGAAAUCGAGACACUAUACCUGGUACGUUCUGGAAAGGUGUACUGUCUCUGUAGUUAUGCACCUGAUUACAAAAUUCUGAAAUUUAACAUUGCCGCAGCCUAGACCUAGGGCCCUUUUGCCCUUCCUUCGCCCUCCCCCCAAAUUGCCUAGGUUCGAGUCUUCUCGUGUGAAAAAGCGCUAAAUAUAAACAGAAGGCUCUAGCGCUAGACUGACAUUGCCGUAGUUAAACUAGUUCCACCGUAUUUUUCAUGUGCCGAACCUAAUACAAUGAGCUGAACCAUGAAUUGUGUCGUUAAUGUUAGGUUCAGCAAAUAUUAACGUGGGACUAACCUCAAAUAUAAUUUUUGGUUUGUGCAAUAUUUGGGUCAUUCUAAGAAGAAAUGUCAUGUAUCUUCUUGAUCAGCUUUUUCACUGUCAAAGUUUCAUGAUAUGAUGUCAUUAUGUGAAUUUUUGUACAAAAAACAAAGGAAAACUAAUUUGCAAUUCAUCUAAUAACAUCAUAUCCGGAAACUUUGACAGUGAAAAAGUUGAUCAAGAUGGGAUUUUUUAUUAUAAAGAUAUAUUACAUUUCUUCUUCGAAUGAUCCAAAUAUUACACACACCAAAAAUAAUAUUUGGGUUUACUCGCACUUUAAUUAAGCGCGACAUCUAAACUAGGCUUCAUAAUUCUUACGAAACACUUAAUCUAAAUUUUUUAUUUCUUCAGCAUGUGAUCUAUGCCCCUAAAGAUGGAGUUAUUGAAAACGUUCUCUACUCGGAAGGUGAUACGGUUGAAAGAAACUCUGUAUUAAUUACAUAUGUAAAGGAAACAAAGGAGUAACAGACAUAAAUCUCAUACUAGCUGUAGAAAAUUAAAUGAAUGUAUCCUAAUAACAUGUACUGUAGAUAUGAUCUGCAGCAUUUGAUAUCCAAAAUAUAUAUUUAUAAUCGAUGUACUGUAUGACAUACAUGAACUGUCCUUGAAUUCGCGAGUGUAUCACCAGUUUGAAGGCCACCACUCUAGUUCGCACAGGCAGUAGCAACACUAAAACAGUAAGGGGCCUGUCUUGCAGACCAGAAAUGACACAUUUAGUUUAAGGCCUACUCGUAUGGUACUAUUUUGCUCGGAUGACAGGGAAGGCGAGAAAAUUUUGAUGCACCAGGCAAACGAAAGUCGAACGGCGAUGAAAGCGAACAACAUGGUAUCUCCGGUUCAUUGUUGAACUGCUUCUCCGACUAUUUGAGCGAAAGACGUCGACGGAGUGUCAUCCUCUUUUCUAAACGCAUCAUCAGGGGUGCCACAAGGCAGCGUAC